AUGUCAAUUUUCUUUCCCGUUUCUGCGAUUAGACAACCCCACUCUCAAUUUGCCGCUUCUGCCAUUAGACAGACCCACUCUAAAGUAUGUAUUAUAGGUAGCGGACCUUCUGGAUUUUAUACGGCUCUUAGGCUCCUGAGAAGAUCUAAAGAAAUCCAUAUUGAUAUCUUAGAGGCCAGAAGAGAGCCUUUUGGACUUAUUAGAUAUGGGGUUGCCCCAGAUCAUCCAGAGGUCAAAAAAUGCGCAACAAAGUUCGACGAAUUGCUUUCAGAAAAUUCGGAUAGGAUCUCUUGGUAUGGGGGAGUUUCCUUGGGAAAAGACGUUCAGCUUGACGAGCUUAUGGCCUCUUAUGGUGCCGUUGUUCUGGCCAUUGGUGCCCAAUUAGAAAAUAGAUUACACGUCCCAGGAGAAGAGCUGGCAACUUCCAGCAAGACUUUUACCCAUUGGAUGAAUGGCGCAAACUUUGGACCUUCGCUUUCGUUUGAUAAAAGUUAUGGAAAAUCCUCAAGGUGUGCUCUGGUAAUCGGAAAUGGAAAUGUAGCCCUGGAUACUGCCAGAAGCCUAGUGGGUGAUCCUCAAAGAUUUUCGGGAACAAAUAUAGGCACUUCUGCCAUGAAGGAAUUGUGCUCAAGUACCAUCAGAGAUGUCGCCAUAAUUGGGCGGCGUGGACCAUUACAGGCGUCAUUUGCAGCUAAAGAGCUGAGAGAGAUAUUCAAUCUUUGCCGCCACGAGAAAGUGGGCCUUUUCACCAAUGUUGACAUUCAGUACGAAAACCAUAGCCCGGUUACACGCUCCCAAUCCAUUCUGAUAGACGGCUUGACCAAGGCCACUUUUUUGGAAGAUUUAUCGCAUCGUUGGCCUCCCCUGGAAAGGGAAAAUAGCAACAGUAGAUCGCUGUCCUUCUUUUUCAAUCUUUCGCCUACAAAGUUCAUUAAGAAUCAAACGGAUUCGUCUUUACUUGCAACUGAGGUUGCAAAAAACACAGUUCUCCCGGACGGAUCUAUUGGUACCCACCAUGCGGAAAAUGGCACACCUUCCUCGAUAUCGUUGACAACCUUGCCUUCGGCAUUGGCGGUAACCUGUCUUGGUUAUGGCGUCGGUCCUAUUCCAGGUGCGGAGAACUUUGCACGAACUAAACCAAGAGGCCCAUUAGUCCACAAAAAGGGAUGUGUUAAUCAGGACAUGGGGCUGUUCGUCGCAGGAUGGACCAAGACCGGACCCGCAGGCGCUCUUGCCUCCACAAUGCUAGAUGCCUAUGAAACGGCCGAUUGUAUAGUGUCUAAUCUGCCUCGUUUGAAAGAAACGAAAAACACUGGAGAUUGCAAUUGGCUCCGCCAAGUGUUAUGCGAAAGAAAUAUACCAUGGGUUUCAUAUAGAGAUUGGGCAGGGACCCCAGAAGCUUCUAAAAUUUAA
This is a messenger RNA of Mitosporidium daphniae, 1413 nucleotides long. RefSeq names its product mitochondrial NADPH:adrenodoxin oxidoreductase. The record is from RefSeq and is a predicted model, not a curated record. The transcript has a single exon. The coding region runs from base 1 to 1413 and encodes 470 amino acids. Lineage: Eukaryota; Fungi; Microsporidia. Gene Ontology annotation, biological process: ubiquinone biosynthetic process. Gene Ontology annotation, cellular component: mitochondrion.